CGAUCUUUAAAUCCAUCGCCCAGACUUCGCCAUCUGGCUGAGAACCAAUUAAUGAUUCAAGGGGAGGUCUGACGGCGUCCUAGUGAAUAAUCAUCGUGCUGAAUAUGGAAUUAGCCAAAUUUGCAAUCUUUGCAGUCAUUCUGUACGCUCAAAUCUACGGGUCAUUUGGAUCUCCGGAAGAUGACCGGGAUAUCUGGUCUGUGGAAAACUGGCAGGACCCGUCGGAUAGCGGUAUUGCCAUUCGUUUUGCUGAUCUGAUGAAAAGGUCGAAAUCACAGCAGUUCCAUGGGCUAAUGGGCAGAAGUUCUGGUGUUCCUCAACCUGUGCAUCUUGGACGAAAAAGGAAUAAAGGGGAAAUGUUUGUCGGACUCAUGGGCAGAAGGUCUUCUAGCGGAGAACUACAAGAGGGAUGGAACAAACCUCAGACAUACUACUAAGGAAAGACGCAAAGGACCUCAAAUACUUGAAGCUACAGUUCAUCCCUUUCACUCAAAAAAAUUUAUUUCCAGGCCAUGCAAGCCACCUGUUUAAAAGGCCUUUGAAAAGCAUUCCUGAGAUGGGCCUAUUUGGUGUGUAUCGAGCAAUUUUUGUGGACAUCAAAACCAAUUGAUCCAGACAUUGUCAUCAAACUUCAACUGAUGACACGCAGUGAUGAAUGGCUUGGUCUACAUUUAUACCUAAUAACAAUACUAAUACUAGUAAUAAUCUUAAUUAUAUUUCACUAUACAAGAAAGGUUUCUGUAGAUUUAAUUUUACACUUUGGUCAAAUGUUUUCUUUUAAUAUGUAAGUUACAGACACAUCUUCUCAAAUUGUUCACAUUUUUAGCAUCACUGUUGUAUCAUAAAUUGUUUUAAUCUCAUCAACAGAUUGAAUACUGAUGUUCCACCAAAAUAAAAGCAUAAUUGUGUUCUCCAUA
This is a messenger RNA of Alosa alosa (allis shad), 917 nucleotides long. RefSeq names its product tachykinin precursor 4 (gene tac4). The coding region runs from base 105 to 437 and encodes 110 amino acids. The transcript is spliced from 6 exons. Lineage: Eukaryota; Metazoa; Chordata; Actinopteri; Clupeiformes; Clupeidae. The record is from RefSeq and is a predicted model, not a curated record.